Molecule: messenger RNA, 1233 nt
Organism: Solanum dulcamara
Lineage: Eukaryota; Viridiplantae; Streptophyta; Magnoliopsida; Solanales; Solanaceae
Product: MADS-box protein SOC1-like
Exons: 8
Coding region: 170-859 (229 amino acids)
Biological process (GO): positive regulation of transcription by RNA polymerase II
Cellular component (GO): nucleus
Molecular function (GO): DNA-binding transcription factor activity, RNA polymerase II-specific; RNA polymerase II cis-regulatory region sequence-specific DNA binding; protein dimerization activity
Source: RefSeq, a predicted model, not a curated record
AUACAUACAUCAAUCCCAUAAAUAAAGUUCCUUCAUAUAUAUAUUCUUGCUUCUUAGCUUAUUUUGUAUAUAUGUAUAUAUUUGGGAAUCCAAUUCCUUAAUUAUUUUCUUUUCCAUCCUCUUCCCUUUUUCCCGGAAAAUUGGAAAAGUAAAGGAAAUAAAAAUAAAAAUGGUGAGAGGAAAAGUAGAAAUGAAAAGAAUAGAGAAUUCAACAAGCAGGCAAGUGACUUUCUCAAAGAGGCGGAAUUGUCUUACGAAGAAAGCUUAUGAAUUAUCAGUUCUUUGUGAUGCUGAAGUUGCUUUCAUUAUUUUCUCACACAAAGGAACACUUUUUGAAUUUGCUAGCUCCAACAUGCAGAAGAUAAUUAAGAGAUAUCGUGAACAUGCAAGAGAAACAACGAUGGUCAACAACAGCACUGAACUCGAGCACAAUGUGGAGAACUUGAAGUAUGAGACAGCUAACAUGGUGAAGAAGAUAGAGAUCCUUGAAGUUUCCAAACGGAAGCUGAUGGGGCAAGGAUUAGGGUCAUGUUCAAUGGAUGAACUACAAGACAUUGACAGCCGGCUGGAGAGGAGCCUCAAAAUUAUCAGGGCUAGAAAGACUCAAUUGUUCAAAGACGAAAUAGAACGCCUAAAAGCCAAGGAGAGGCUAUUGCUCCAACAAAAUGCAAGUUUACGUGAAAAGUGCGGGCUUAGGCCAAUGCUACUACAGCCAGCGCCUGCACCCGCACCUGUACCAGCACCACCACAAACACCACCAGCUCAAGUGAAAGAAAGGGAAAAUUGUAGCCGAAGUACAGAGAGUGUGGAGGUGGAGACUGAAUUGGUUAUUGGCCUUCCACAAAUGCGCUGCUCAUGAUAGUAGCUGGGAUCAGGAGUCAGAAUUUUUCACUAAGGGAAUUCAAAUAUAAAGAACGUAAUUUUCCGUCGAAGAUAGCGUGGAUAAACCUCCUCUCGAUUCUACCUGGCACCACCCUUGCUGGGACAGAGAGACUACUUGUUCAUAUUUUGUUUUACAUACAUAUUUUCUUCCUCAGUAAUUUAUUAUAUUAAGUGUCUAGGAUUUCUCAAUUAUUUACACAAUGAGUUAUAGAUUUAAUAAAUAAAACCUUACAAUAAGAGUGUAAUGUUUGCCCUUAUUUUUUUGGUAACCUUUUGUUGUUUAGCCAAGUGUUGUAUCUCUAUUUCCCUGAACAACUAUUAUAGAGAAGCCUGAUCUGAGUUGCAUAUGUA